AUGCGGUUUGCUUCAAGGAAGAAUGGAAUGAAGAAGACCCUUUGUCAAAGGAGGGGCAGACGUGGUGUGGAGGCACGAAAUAUGACCAUGAGGGUCAGAAGACCUCUACAAGGGACCUUCAGAAAGAAAAUCCGAUCGUAUGCCACUCAAUCGAUGAAGCCGAAGAAAACAAGAAAAGCAAACCGUUUCUUCUCUGGCUGUGGACGUAAGAAAUCAAAUCGAAGCCGAAAAAGUGUGUAUGCCCAGCAGCGGGAUUCCCGGGUGGCACGAAAUAUGACCAUGAGGGUCAGAAGACCUCUACAAGGGACCUUCAGAAAGAAAAUCCGAUCGUAUGCCACUCAAUCGAUGAAGCCGAAGAAAACAAGAAAAGCAAACCGUUUCUUCUCUGGCUGUGGACGCACGAAAUAUGACCAUGAGGGUCAGAAGACCUCUACAAGGGACCUUCAGAAAGAAAAUCCGAUCGUAUGCCACUCAAUCGAUGAAGCCGAAGAAAACAAGAAAAGCAAACCGUUUCUUCUCUGGCUGUGGACGUAA
Rangifer tarandus platyrhynchus (Svalbard reindeer) is the source of this 534-nucleotide messenger RNA. The record is from the annotation of a GenBank genome assembly. NCBI's taxonomy places the organism in Eukaryota, Metazoa, Chordata, Mammalia, Artiodactyla, Cervidae.